UAGAGAUCACCCCAAGUCCUCAUCUGCACGAUUAUAUCCUCCCUAAUCUGGAGGAGAAAGUGAUAAUCCCAGUUACUGGACUGGUUCCUGGGUGACUUCAGUGAUGUGAUGAUGUGCUGUGAGUCAGGAACUGGUGUGUGAGUGUGUGGUGAAUGAGAUCAUCUGUCCUGGAACACACACUUCUUUGUCGUUUGAUCAGCAGUCAAUUCACUUCUUGUCAACCUCAUGACACAUACACGUGCAGGAAACCUGUAGAAACUAGAAACCAGGCAAAGUUACUUGACUGGUUUGAAGUCUCAUUAAUGAAAUUAAGCUUAUUUAUGGCUUAAUUUGUGGCCUCUUGUUUAGAAUGGCAUUUAUUAUUUGUUGGUUUCAGUCUCCUCCUUUUUACAAUAUUGACAUGAAGCUCCACUGGUUCUCUGUCAAGGGGAUUGUUUGUCAUUCGGUUUAUGCAAAACCUUCCUAGAUUUCCAUGAAACUUGAGACAAGGGCCAACAGAGAACCCAUUAAAUUCUAAUUUUUUCCCCACUUUCUUUCCCCUCACAUCCAAUUUGAGUGUGGUUUUGAGUUUUCUCUUUUCAGAAUCAUAAUUUCUGCAUAUUUAUAUUAUUUUCUUGUUUGUAUUGUUAUAUAUUUGGCCGAUAAUUGUAUUCUACUAGAUCGGGCACAAGAGUCCCCUUAGGGAGAAAAAACAGUUAUAUUUCUCAGGAGAUUGGGGGCUCUUGUGACAUUUUUAGAAGUGCUCGAUUGCAUUUAAUGGCUGAAGAGUCCAAACAUGCAAAGCUUCACAGAUUCCAGUGUGUUUCCACCCAACCGAAAGUCUGCCAUUUGUUCUUGUAACUUGUUACGUGUGUGCUGAGGCUGUGGAAGAGAGGGUGGGUCAGUGUUUUUUAGAAUUGUCUUGGGUGGAGCCGCAGUGUAGAUAAUACUUUUGGAGUAAAACCAGGUGGAGCUUGGCAGAGGUCAGUCUCUGGAGUCUGGUAAAGACACUUGAAUAUUUGAUGCACUGAGGAGAUGUGGUUCAAAGGUUUAAUGCAUCUUUUUGUGUUUCCUGCCUGAAGCAUGUGGUGUCUCUCUCUAUAAAGUCUUGAUUAUACUAUGUAAAGUGGCCCUGUAUAAAUAACGCUGAAUGCUGUUGUAGGACUGGUUUAGCCUCGAACUCGUCACUGAGGGCAGUGCUCGUCGUAUUGGGACAUGGACAUCGCCGCCUCCAGUGCAAAGCAUCCAAAUGUCAACACUCCCCUUUGCUACCAUGCAGCUUGUGUGUAACGUCAUGGCGGGAUGGGACCAAAGUCUGUUUACACAAGCAUCACAUUGACGCACAACUGGUCCAUUGUUGUUGUUGUUUUUCUCUUCUUGCCUUUGUCCCCUCAUAGGAGAAAACCAGAGAUGAAUCCAAACCCUGUGAGCCGCUGGUUCGAUCGCUGGAGCGGCUCCAGGAUGAGUUUAAUGUGUCAUCUAUGAAUACCAUGAGGCACCGUCUGGAAAUAAUAGCCAAACAACAAGGAAUGGGCUUCCACAUCACUGACAACACGUGCUACCUCACAGCCGACUUAUUCUACCUGGAGGUGGUGUUGGUGGCGUGUGGGGGAGUGGAGGAGGUGAAGGUGGCCCCUCAGGGAGCACCCCCUGCUUCCAGUGAGUCUCUCCUGCAGCUGCUGAGGUCAAAGAACUUUGCUGAAUUCUCCAUGAAGUUAUCGAGCCUCUUCACCCAGUACAACAUCCCAGGAGACAGUGAAACCAAAUUAAAACUUUUCGCAUCUCUUCAACACCUCGGGAAGGACUUGCAGCAAUUAUCACAUCUGCCAAGGACACAGAAGGACUGUGACCCCCAGAUGGACAUGGUUAACAAUGGAAGGAUCGGGUGUCUAAUAGCCGGAAAAGAUGAUUCCCCCCUGACCAUCGAGUUCUUCAUGACCCCGACUGACUUGAAGAAAUCAGAUUCACCUCUUGUUUUUAAAGAAGCAACAGAUCCCAGGUCAGCUGUCCAUGUCGCCCAGGUGACUGUGGGUGUCAGCGACCUCGCUCACAAGCUUCAGAUGGCGUCUGUGAUCCCGCAGCCUCCACAGCUGGAUCCGCAGGGCUACCCGGUGUUCCUGCCGCUGGUUGAGGGACCACAUGAGACGCUGCCGGCCUGCUUCCUCCUCAAGCUGCAGCCGCCCGUACCAGUGGUGACAUCUUUUGUGAAGAAGCUGAUCCAAAUCACAGACGUGACUGUGGCAGAUGUUGACCUGCAGUGGGCACCAUUACCCCAGCAUCUGAUGAGAGGUUCAGCGAGUGCAAACCACCAUGGAGAGACGUUAGAUGAGCAGGAUACUGUUUUUACAGUGCCUCUUCCUGGUGGUGUGAUGCACAGUUAUAUUGUCCCUGGAGCUGCAUGGCAGGCGCCCGCACAGAGAGCGACACUGAUGGACAGUGUUCCCUUCACCCACCCCGCCCACGUCCCGGCUGCACUGGAGCUGCUGCGUCAUCAGUGUGUGAUCAACGCCCUGCUGAGGAGCUGCGUCACGUCUCAGAGCGCCCGUCCAGGUUCGGUUUGUGACCUGCGCUUCGAAGUCCUUCCCGAGUCUGACACCAGCUUUUCUGUGACUUUCCACCCGCCCGGCACGGACUCCCUGGCUGUUUUGCUGGUGAACGUGUGUGACUCUCAUCAGAUCAGCUGCAGGUUGUUUGGAGCAGGACCAUGUGAUCUCUCCAUGGAUGAACACGUCUCCACUGUAAUGACGAGGUGCUUGUCCGUUCCUGUGACCCUGAGCUCAUUAUACUCUCAGCUCGGGGAACGCCCCUCUGCCUCGCUUUCUCCCGCCCGCCCGGCCGCCACAGAGGCUGCAAAUGACCACUCAUCUCCCUCGAGUGCCGCUGUGACGGAGGCCAACGGCACCGUGACGGAGUCCCAGGGUGCAGCUGUGGCAGGGGACAGCUCCAGUGUUUCUGGCUCCGCCUGCUAUGCCAUGUCUGUCGCCAACGAUGAGCUUCUCCCUGAAAUAAACACGAGUCCUGCUGCCAACCUUUACACGUUCAGUGCCGAGGAUGUGGACGUGUUUUCACAGUGGAUGAGCAGUAACGGCGAACUGUCAAAGCUCAGCUGAAACUGUCAGCGACGUCCAAAGUGUUUUAUAAUUUGUGAUUAUACAUAUUUUUGGAUUUGAUUUAAUGUUUUUGCUAAGCAGCUGUAAGGUGGGCACGUCAACUCCAAAAACCAAAUCAUGGUAACUUCUAUUGGUCUGUUUGUAAUUUGCACCUUCUCUGGUAUGAUCUCCUGAAUCUCCUGCAAAGAGCUGAAGUGUUUCUAAAGAUGCAUUCCAGUGUGGCAGAGAUUACUGCCUGUAAAGGUUUGAGGUUUGGCAUUUGACCUCCCUCAGACAGCCAAGAUCCCGGUUGUGAGCCAAUCAGACAUUGUGGAAAAUAAAGCACAUUUUACACUCUUCACGGUAGAAGUCAGCGCUCUGCUUGUUAGGAUUAAAAAGUAGAGAGGUGGAGAUUGUUUGUGUCGAUGUGGAUACAAAGUCUGGAAUUGUAUUCUAGCCCUGAAGCAUUUAAAUAAAGUUUUGCACGAUAAAGAAAUGACGUCUGGAGUGAAUGUGUGGGAGCUGAAAACCUCAGUGGAAUGAAAACCUCCACGGUAACAAAUCUCCUGAUUACUGCUGAGCAAAAUUCUGCUUUUCCUGGGUGUCGGCCAAGACGGCUACCGAUAUAAUAUAACACAAAUACCACCUGUCUGUAUACCAUCAAAUAUUUAGACAUCUGAGGCAGUAAAGCAAACAUGUGCCCAUAUAAAGCUCCAUCAUAGGGAAGAAGAAAAGUUGCAUCGACUCCUGUGUGUCUCAUACCGGGUCAGAAUAGAACUUUUAUCACUGUUGAACCUACAGAUCUGUUGUCUGUGUCGAUCACAAAGGAAUUUAACACGUAUCCAGGAUUUAAAGGAUUUAAAGUCGACUGUCAACAGCUGACAACUGCUUUUGUCCAGCGCUCGCAUCGACGUAUCCAAUGACCUGUAUGACGUCUAAUUAUAGAAACAUUCCAGCCAGUGUGGUUAAACUCCUCAUCUGUCACAGAGCCUUUAUCCUUAGAAUACGAGAGAGCUUAUGUGUCUGUGAGCGGAUUGGUGAAGGACGAGUC
Platichthys flesus (European flounder) is the source of this 4119-nucleotide messenger RNA. It is a transcript of the gene med1l, whose product is annotated as mediator of RNA polymerase II transcription subunit 1-like. Gene Ontology annotation, cellular component: mediator complex. Gene Ontology annotation, biological process: regulation of transcription by RNA polymerase II; cellular response to thyroid hormone stimulus. The transcript is spliced from 15 exons. The record is from RefSeq and is a predicted model, not a curated record. Gene Ontology annotation, molecular function: nuclear vitamin D receptor binding; transcription coregulator activity; nuclear retinoic acid receptor binding. Bases 1461 to 3089 code for a protein of 542 amino acids. NCBI's taxonomy places the organism in Eukaryota, Metazoa, Chordata, Actinopteri, Pleuronectiformes, Pleuronectidae.